This is a messenger RNA of Coffea eugenioides, 939 nucleotides long. Its product is annotated as protein PLANT CADMIUM RESISTANCE 8-like. The transcript has 4 exons. Bases 94 to 705 code for a protein of 203 amino acids. NCBI's taxonomy places the organism in Eukaryota, Viridiplantae, Streptophyta, Magnoliopsida, Gentianales, Rubiaceae. The record is from RefSeq and is a predicted model, not a curated record.
AUGAAAAAAUGAAAAAAAAAUAAAAGUCAAGAAGAUAGGCAUUGGCACAUGCUACUAAUGAGCGUAUGAUAAAUAUGUGAAAGCAUUUGGCAAAUGGGAAAAGUUUCGGUAUAUUUCUCGUUUCAUAGUGAGCAGAAUUUAGGUGACCAAAUGGGAAAAGUGGAAGCCACAGAUGUAGCAGUAGAAACUGAUCCAAAACAGGGAGGAGAAGCAGUGGUCUCAUUUCCUCCGGUAGCACAAGCAGGAGGAGUGUCGCUUGCACCGCCUACUUUCGUAGGAAGCCCAUGGAGUACAGGCUUGUUCGACUGCCAUGAAGACAAAACAAAUGCCGUUAUGACUUCAUGCUGCCCCUGCGUGACAUUUGGUCAGAUUGCAGAAGUCCUAGAUGCUGGAGAACUGACUAGUCCUGUGGGCACUUUCAUUUACCUCUUGAUGAUGCCUGCUCUCUGCUCUCAAUGGAUCAUGGGGUCCAAAUAUAGAACAAAACUGAGAACCAGAUAUGGUCUAGUUGAAGCACCUUAUCAAGAUGUAUUCUCUCACAUCUUCUGCUCCUGUUGUUCACUUUGUCAGGAAUUUCGAGAGCUCAGGAACAGGGAUCUUGAUCCUGCUUUAGGCUGGAAUGGAAUCCUCGCUCGACAACAAGGAAUGCAGUAUGGAUAUCCACAUGCAACAAAUCCUCCCUCUGUUCAGUCCAUGUCCAAGUAAAGAUUGUCAGAUUUCAUUGUUUGAUACAUUGUUGACUCUGAAUUCUCUACCAUAAGAAAGUCUACGAGUUGUGUGCGUGUGUGAACUGUAAACAGAAUAAGGUCGGUCUAAGCGUGAAAGUGUAAAUCUUUUUGCAGUAAACAUUUGUGUUGUUUGUUACAACUUGGAGGCCGGCUCUUUUUACCAGCAGACAAACUAUGGAUUAACGUCCCUUUAGAGCUCGUUUCGAGUUGA